AUGGAGAAGCUUGAACGAUAUCGGAGAUUCUCCCCCCUCAAUUGCCUCUCAAUUGCCUCUCAAUUACUUGCAGUCCAGUACACAGUUCAAGCAAACAUGAAGCUACACAGCGCACCCCCCUUCCGCGCAGAGCAGAUGGGCUCUCUCCUGCGCCCAGACAACCUCCUCGCGAUCCGCGAGAAGAUCGCUCAAACCGGGAUCUCCGAAGCCGAAGCCGGCCUCCCCGCCGUCGAGCAAGAAGCCGUCCGCGAAGUCGUCAAGAUGCAACAAGACCUCGGCUUCAAAGCCGUCACCUCAGGCGAGUACAACCGUACUCGAUUCUGGGGACUGAUGUGGGAUGAGUUCAAUGGAACAAUUCGUCUCCAAGACGCCGAGGCAUCCAUGUUCCGCCUCUACCACCCAGACGUAGUCAGUCUAAUUGAAAAAGACCGCAAAGUCAUGCCCGGCGACUCCGUCAUCGCCGGCCAAAAGCUCAGCCACAGCGCCGCGACACCAUCGAACCUGCACGAGCUCAAGCUCGUCCAAGCCUCUCUCCCAGAGUCCGAAUGGCACAAUAUCAAAUUGACCAUGAUCACGCCGGCCUGGUUCCACAUGCGCUAUAAGCAAGGACACGCCUAUACGCCCGAAGCCUACAGCAAUGACGCCGAGUACUUCGCGGACGUGGCGAAGGUGUACAACUCCGAGCUUCGGGCACUGUACGCGGCGGGCCUGCGGAACGUGCAGUUCGAUGAUCCCGGUAUGGCGUAUUUCUGCUCCCAGGCCUUCAGACAAGGGUGGGCAGAAGAUGCCAGUAACACGGGCACAGUGGAUGAUUUGCUUGAUGCGUAUAUCAAGUUAUAUAAUGAUUCGCUGGCUGGGUUGCCUGAGGAUUUACAUACGGGGAUUCAUCUGUGCCGGGGCAAUUUCAUUGGUGGGCGACACUUCUCCGAGGGGUCGUACGAUGUUAUUGCGAAGAAGCUGUUUGAGGAUUUGAAUGUCAACACGUUCUAUUUGGAGUAUGAUACCGAGCGGGCGGGAGGGUUCGAGCCGCUGCGGUUCUUGCCGAAGGAUAAGAAUGUGGUGGUUGGUGUGAUUAGUACGAAGUUGCGGGAGAUGGAGGACAAGGAGGCUGUGAAGGAGCGGAUCUUCAAGGCUGCGGACUUUGUGGCGCAGGGGUCUGGUGAGAGUCGGGAGGAGGCUUUGAAGAGAGUCUGUGUGAGUCCUCAGUGUGGAUUCAGUACUCAUGAGAGCGGGUAUCCUCUUCUUGUGGAGCAUCAGAAGAAGAAGAUGAGUCUGGUUAGGGAGAUUGCGGAUGAGGUUUGGGGUCAGGCUUAG
Molecule: messenger RNA, 1314 nt
Organism: Penicillium olsonii
Lineage: Eukaryota; Fungi; Ascomycota; Eurotiomycetes; Eurotiales; Aspergillaceae
Source: the annotation of a GenBank genome assembly